Molecule: messenger RNA, 2190 nt
Organism: Cryptomeria japonica (Japanese cedar)
Lineage: Eukaryota; Viridiplantae; Streptophyta; Pinopsida; Cupressales; Cupressaceae
Exons: 10
Coding region: 756-1799 (347 amino acids)
Cellular component (GO): Golgi apparatus
Source: RefSeq, a predicted model, not a curated record
AAAAUAUAGAGGCAAUUUGAAAAAUUCCUUCCACGUUACAAAUUUCCGUAGCUUUGAACUUAAAUAAUUCAAAAAUUUCAUUAAAAAAUCAGCGGCUUCAUAAAUGGGGUAAAUGAAUACGGAUGAUCCACCGCUCACGGUAGCAAAUUUUUCAAUCCCUUCGACUCAGUAAGCCCUUCCAUGGGACCGACAAAUUUUUAAAAAGAAGUUAGCAGAAAACAGAAAUAAGAGUUGGAAUGGAGUUUCCAACUGAAUUUGCACGGACCCACAGUUUGCACGCUUGCUCUGCGCUAUUCCCCUCUCUUUGUGCUUGUUCAAUUGCAGAAUUCUCGUGUUUACUAACCGUUGUCACGAAGCACUGUAUUUCCCCCUUCCCCUGCAUAUAAAUCCUUCAGAAUUGAUACCGCCUAUCAUGGAACAGAAUUUUGUUUCUUAGCUGUUCACAGCUUAUUAUAAAAUAGAAUUCAGUUCCUGCAUUUAUUGCUCACCAUUUCUAUAGGAGGAGAUCACCGUGAUUUAGUGGUCAGCGUUUAUAUGUUAUUAUCCUUCCAAAUUUUAAUCUCCGGUGGACAAGGAGAUUUAAGGGAUUUCCUGAUUUGUGUACCACCGCCAUGGUAGUCUGUAAAUGCCACAAGGCUCUGCUUACCCAUUUUUUAAAAUUGGGUUUAUGAUAAGGCACUUUUAGCUGUUUAGAGCUUCUCUCGAAUUUGUUAUUAAUUGAUCAGGCAACAAAGCUGUAUUGCUUUGUACACAAGAUGCCUGUUUGUGGGGAUUGCCUUUGCCAGCCAGAACACAGUACAUGUGAGAUAAAAACAUAUUCAGAGUGGGUUGUUGAUGGCGAUGGGGUCGAUGAGUUGUCCCCCAAGUGUAGCUUAUGCUCAGAAAAUAUAUGUGCUACUCACCCUGUUAUUCGGCUAAGCUGCUUGCAUAUUUUACACACAGGUUGUUUGCUUGAUCUUUUGCAAAGCCCCCCUUCUGAAAAGGGGUAUACAUGUUCUUCAUGUGGGUCACAGAUAUGGCCUCCAAAUAAGCAUCUGGUGAAUUCCAGCUCUGCACUUUGUAAGAGAAUUGAGGACCUUCUUGUUCAGAGUAUAAAAUUGAACAUGAAUUCUGAGGCAUUGUUACCAUUACGUUCAGAAUCAUCAUUGAACUCGACAGACAAGUGUAAUGAUGAAAAGUUUCUGGUGCCUAAUCUAGCACCUGAAGUGACAGUUCCUAUUCCAGUGACAUCUCUUGCAACAUUACAUGGGGACCAGCCUAUACUCCAAAUGUUGGUAAAAAAUAACAUUCACAGUGAGAGAAAUUUCUCAGCAGAAAAUGGGAAAAAUAUAUCAAUAUCAAGUAGAGUGAUCGAUAUUGAACCUGCAAAUUCUAUCUCAACAGAAUUUGUUGCCAAAGCUGUUGGAAGCCCAAAGCUUUCUAAACUGCUAUCCCGGAAACUUUCUAGAAAUGACAGGAAAACUAAUGAAUUUCGUUUUGAAGAUGAUACUGAUAAAGGGGGCAAGUAUACACCAAGAGGUUCUCAAAUAGAAUCUAUGGAGUCUUUGUUGCAAAGCAAUUCACCAAAAAAAAUGAUUCUUCCUGUAACAGCACCAACACAAUACAAAGAAACUGAUUCUCACCUGAAUGAUUUAAGUAAUGGGCGGUUUCGCAGAUACAGACCUACUGCAUCACUUGACCCAAGGAAAAUCCUUUUUAUUUUUGCAACACUCUCCAGCAUGGGAACAAUGAUACUUAUAUAUCUUACCCUGACAGUUGGUAAAAUGGACAAAAAUCUUUUACAAGUAGAUGCGCAAUGAAUCACUCCUUGCAAGACUCAUGCAGAACGAUUGUGGACAUGCAUGCAUCAUAUAUUUCAAUCAGUCCUUAUGGGAUAAUUAGUACGAUGGAUUGUUCAGAUGAUGUUCACAGGAGAGGAAACACAAUCUAUCAAUGUGAUUCAUUGAAUCGAUGUACAUAGAUGUAUAUUUGGCAAAUGAGCAGCAAAAGAGAUGAAGUAUAGCUUCAUUCGCGGAUUUGUAUUCACAUGAUAGACUGAUUUCAACAAUUAGUGUUUUAUUGCUGUGAAAAGAAAUUUUGUUAGGGAAAAACAUUUAUUUUAACAUUUUCUAUGCUGGAAUCACUGCAUUAUUGGGGAGGCAAUUGUUUUCAUCUAUGAUCUAUCAAAUAUACAGGAAAUAACUUGAGUUC